This is a messenger RNA of Salvia hispanica, 1674 nucleotides long. RefSeq names its product Tetratricopeptide repeat (TPR)-like superfamily protein. Gene Ontology annotation, molecular function: mRNA binding; protein binding. Lineage: Eukaryota; Viridiplantae; Streptophyta; Magnoliopsida; Lamiales; Lamiaceae. Gene Ontology annotation, cellular component: mitochondrion. The record is from RefSeq and is a predicted model, not a curated record. Gene Ontology annotation, biological process: mitochondrion organization; RNA processing.
CUCAAUUUGGCUCACUUCCUCAAAAACCCUAAAUUGCAAUGUCUCUCCGCCUCGCUCUCCGCCGUGCCCGCCACCUCUCAACCUCCGCCGCCGCCGAAGCCGAGACCACCGCCGCCAAAAUCGUUAACAUUUCCGGAGCUAAGAAGCGCCUCCGGAAGGUUUACGAUCCCGACGAGGCGCUCAAAGUCUACUCCUCCUUCUCCGCCGCCGAUGACGCCUCCGCGCCGCCGGCCUCCGCUCGCCACAUCCAGGAGCUGGCGGUCCGCCGCCUCGCCAAAUCCCACCGCUUCUCCGACAUCGCGGCCUUCCUCGAAUCGAACAAAUCCAAGCCCCAAAUCACCGAGGAGCCAUUCGUCUCCUCUCUCAUCAAAUCCUACGGCGUCGCCGGAAUGAUCGACAAUGCGGUCGCUACCUACAAUCAGAUGACCGAUUUCAGUACCCCUCGCUCGACUCUAUCCUUCAAUGCUCUCCUCUCAGCUUGUAUCAACUCCAAGGCUUAUGAUCGCGUACCUAUUUAUUUCAAUGAAUUUUCGGAAAAAUUUGGUUUGGUGCCGGAUAAAUUCUCGUAUGGAAUGUUGAUCAAGGCGCAUUGUGAGAUGGAAUCGCCGGAGAAGGCGAAGGAGACGCUGAGUGAAAUGGAGAGGAAGGGGGUUGAGGUUGAGGCGGUGUCGUUUAGCACGAUUUUACACGGAUUGUAUAAGAUUGGGAGGGUUGACGAGGCCGAAGCGUUUUGGGAUGAAAUGGUGAAGGAGAAGGGGAUCAAAUUGGAUGCAGGGUCUUACAAUGUGAGGCUUUCGCAUAUUCGCAAUAAUCCGGAAUCGUUGAAAGCUUUAAUCGAGGAAAUGCAGAAUGAGGGGAUAAAUCCUGAUCCGAUUAGCUACAACUAUUUGAUCACUUCCUACUGUGUGAAUGGGAUGAUGAAUGAAGCGGAGAAGGUGUAUGCCGAUCUGUUGCAGACAAAAGGAGUAAGGCCGAAUGCUGCCACUUAUAGGACUAUGGUGUUCCAUUCGUGUAAGGCAGGAAGGUAUGUGAGAGCGUAUAGGAUCUUUAAGCUGAGUGUGAAGGUGGGCAAGAUUCCCGAUUUCAACACAUUGAAGUAUUUGGUAAAGGGUUUAACUGAAAAGGGGCGCAUGGUUGAGGCUAAAGCUAUGGUCCGGACUAUGAACAAGAAGUUCCCUCCGGAUUUAUUGAAGGCUUGGGAGAAGCUUGCUGAUGAGCUUGGGUUGGCUCGUGAUGGCACAGAGGAGGCUGGCGCUAGCAAGGUAGAAAAGGCGGAGGUUGACGCCAGCAAGGUGGAAAAGGAGGGAGCUGAUUCUGGUGUUGAAUCAGAGAAGGCAAGUACGUGAGUUUGGUCUAUGGAAUAAGUUUGAGUCAUACUCUUUAGACCUACCUCUGGUUGUGAGAUGGUAUCUAUGAGUUGUCAUAAAGCAUCAGUGUCUAUACUAGCAUUGAUUCUCGUGGCAUGACUAGCUGAGGAUUUUCCUUAUAGCAACACCAGUCUCUUGCUGUUCACAUGUCUUCUACUUUCCCAAUUGAUUUGAUUUGAACAUUUCUGUUGCUAGUUUUUUGCUUUAUCUCUGGUCUUGGUCUGAAAGUUGGCUGUUGUGUUGACUGUUGAGAGCUUUUAGCCUAACUAAUCUCGAAAGUUCAAAUAUAUCACUGCUACGCCUCUUA